ACACACACACACACACCAGUCGGUGCUCUUCUUUUACUCCCACCCACGUUCUUUAUUAUUUUAAUCUUUCUGUUCUUCAUCGUGUGGAAGAUUCAAUCUUUCCAUGACCCCAUCACCAAUUUUUUGAUUCUUAAUCUCUCUUCCCAAAUCUGCAUCUCUGAAACCCCUUUUAAAAAAAAUUGGGUUUUGCAGAGUUACGUACCAAUAUGGGUCAAGAAGGUUUCACAGCUCAAAAGAGAGGAUCUUCUACGCUACCCACCUCCACCGCCCCCAAUGGUGGCUCCCGCAGCGGCCGUUCUCUCCUCCGCGGUGGUGGCGGCGGCAACCGCCAGAUCCAUAAAACCCUUAACAACAUCAAGAUCACAAUCCUCUGCGGGUUAGUUACAAUUCUUGUUCUUCGUGGUACCAUCGGCUUCGGCUCCCUUGUUUCUGAUAAUGACCUAGAGAACCAAGCCAUUAUUGAAGAGACUAAUCGGAUCCUAGCCGAGAUCCGAUCCGACAAGGAUCCGGAUGAUCCAGAAGAUAAUCAAGAUCAGUCUGUAAUCAAUCUCAAUGACACUUACUCUCUCGGUGCAAAGAUCUCCAACUGGGACGAAGAACGAAGUCUCUGGCUCAGUCGGAAUCAAGAUUUCCCCAAUAUGGUGAAUGGUAAAGCUCGAAUCUUGCUUGUUACAGGGUCCCCGCCAAACCCUUGUGACAAUGCUAUUGGUGAUCAUUAUUUGUUGAAAUCAAUCAAGAACAAGAUUGACUAUUGUAGGAUUCAUGGGAUUGAAAUUGUGUAUAAUAUGGCUCAUUUGGAUAAAGAGCUUGCUGGGUAUUGGGCGAAAUUGCCAUUGAUUCGCAGGUUGAUGCUAUCUCAUCCAGAAGUCGAGUGGAUUUGGUGGAUGGAUAGUGAUGCAUUGUUUACCGAUAUGGUUUUUGAAAUUCCAUUAUCCAAAUACAAAGAUCAUAACAUGGUUAUUCAUGGGUACCCAGAUUUAUUGUUCAAUCAGAAAUCUUGGAUUGCUCUCAACACUGGUAGCUUUUUGUUUAGAAACUGCCAAUGGUCAUUGGAUUUGCUCGAUGAAUGGGCACCAAUGGGGCCAAAAGGGCCGGUUCGUGAGGAGGCCGGCAAGAUUUUGACAGCCAAUUUGAAAGGGAGGCCGGCUUUUGAGGCCGAUGAUCAGUCUGCUUUGAUAUACUUGUUGAUCACAAAGACUGAAUGGAUGAAGAAGGUUUUCGUUGAGAAUUCCUAUUUCCUUCAUGGGUAUUGGGAUGGAUUGGUUGAUCGAUACGAAGAAAUGAUGGAGAAAUACCAUCCUGGAUUGGGUGAUGAAAGAUGGCCUUUUGUGACUCAUUUUGUUGGUUGCAAACCUUGUGGGAGCUAUGGGGACUAUCCGGUGCAGAGGUGUUUGAGUAGCAUGGAAAGAGCCUUCAAUUUUGCAGACAAUCAAGUGCUAAAGUUAUAUGGGUUCAGACACAGGGGACUUUUAAGCCCUAAAAUCAAAAGGAUCAGAAAUGAAACUGUUACUCCAUUGGAGAAUGUAGAUCAGUUUGAUAUCCGGCAUUCGACUCAAGGGAGUAGCAACUGAAACCAUCAUCAUUAAUUCUCAACAGGAUCUCAAGAAGUGUAUGGUUCUUGAACAAAUGCUGCUGCAGGUUAUCAGUUUAGUGGAGAUCAAAUCAUGAUCAAGUGAAAGAAAUGUUGAUCUAUGAUUGGGUUGACCCAAUUAAAGAGAUCAUAAUGGCAAGAUCUAGAUCAGACCCGUUUAUUAUUUAUGUCUUAAUCUUCGUACUUGAAAGAUGUUAUCGAAAAAUUCAAAUGCUUGAUCAUUGUAUCGGUUCCCAAAUGG
Cynara cardunculus var. scolymus (artichoke) is the source of this 1832-nucleotide messenger RNA. RefSeq names its product probable xyloglucan 6-xylosyltransferase 3. The transcript has 2 exons. The record is from RefSeq and is a predicted model, not a curated record. Gene Ontology annotation, molecular function: hexosyltransferase activity. Lineage: Eukaryota; Viridiplantae; Streptophyta; Magnoliopsida; Asterales; Asteraceae. Bases 207 to 1571 code for a protein of 454 amino acids. Gene Ontology annotation, biological process: xyloglucan biosynthetic process. Gene Ontology annotation, cellular component: trans-Golgi network; membrane; endosome.